This is a messenger RNA of Pseudopipra pipra, 5486 nucleotides long. It is a transcript of the gene VIT, whose product is annotated as vitrin. The transcript has 19 exons. Gene Ontology annotation, biological process: extracellular matrix organization; positive regulation of cell-substrate adhesion. Gene Ontology annotation, cellular component: interstitial matrix. NCBI's taxonomy places the organism in Eukaryota, Metazoa, Chordata, Aves, Passeriformes, Pipridae. The coding region runs from base 289 to 2544 and encodes 751 amino acids. The record is from RefSeq and is a predicted model, not a curated record.
AGGAGCAGAGAGAGGGAGGGGAAGAAAGAGAGAGAGAGCAAUGUGCCUUUCACAGAGCUGGGAGCUUGAUGGGAAUGUUUGAUUAGCUCCUCUCUGAAAGAAAAAAGGUGUCCAGGCCUCCCUCUGCUGCCUGCUUCUCCUUCUGUAGAAUAAUGUUGGCUGGAGUUUGGGGUACAGAAAAGCUUGGAAAAAAUAGCACUUUCAUACUGUGUGGAGAAAAGGAAUAAAAAGUUGCACACCUCAAGCAAGUGCUUCUUAGUGACGCACCCAGAUUUUGCUUUACUCACCAUGAAGGCCACAGCCAUUGCAACCUUCUUUGGUGUGUUUCUUACAUGUACAUAUACAGCUAAGGAAGCCACAAAGAAGCUAAAAAAACCUAAGCUAUAUUUUGCACUCACAGAUGUACCCCAGAUUGAUUGCGACGUCAAGGCAGGGAAGAUAAUCAAUCCAGAAUUCAUUGCAAAAUGCCCUCCUGGAUGUCAAGAUGUAAAAUACCGUGUUUAUGGCACAGACAUUUAUGCUUCCUUUUCCAGCGUCUGCAAUGCUGCAAUUCACAGUGGUAUAAUUGACAACACAGGCGGGAAGAUCCUUGUCCAGAAAGUUGCUGGCCACUCUGCUUACCGCGGGAGCUUCUCCAACGGGGUCCGGUCCUUGUCGCUGCCGCGCUGGAGGGAGUCCUUCCUCGUGUCAGAGGGCAAGCCAAGAAAAGGUGUGACAUAUCCAUCAACUCUUGAAUAUUCUUCUUCAAAAAGUACUGCUGUUAAAUCAGAGCCUAAAAAGCCAGAGCAAGACCCAAAAGGUAUGAAGAGUGCAGAUACUACUAACACAUCAGAAAAAGCAUCAGAACAAGGGGAUGCAAUCCGCAAAGAGUAUCAGACGUCUCCAGUGCCAACACCAGCCACACAAAUGGCCACCACAACCCCAACACCAACAACCACAACGACAGAUCCUUCCACCACAGUGCCACAGCCAACCACAACACCUGCAACAACCAGAACUACAGCAGCUGCAGCCAAGACUAGACCUGGACUGCAUAGGGUCAGAGAUAUGGGUUCUAGCAGUGUCCACCCAGCAUAUGCAUCUGUGGUAGCUGCAGCAUCAAGACAGGUUCAGGCUGCACAAGGAAGAGGACAGAAUACAGCAUUCAGGGGCACUUCCACCUCUACAAGUAACAGGAAUAUUGUACGACACAAUACAGGUAUUCAGCGCCAAGAGCCUGUUGCCACCUUCCAGAGGGCUGCCGGCUCUCCAGCCCACCUAGCAAUGGAAACAGACUCAUGGAAACAUGGAUUGAGCCUUUUUGACACAGGCUUCAGCUCAAAGGAAGAAUUGAACCCGAAGCCACUGGAGUCCAUCUCCCAGGGCAACCAGAACUGCAAGGUUGAUUUGUCCUUCUUAAUGGAUGGAAGCUGGAGCAUUGGCAAACGCCGCUUUCAGCUUCAGAAGCGGUUCCUUGGUAAUGUGGCUCAAGCCCUUGGCAUUGGCAGUGCUGGUCCUCUGAUGGGCAUCAUUCAGUAUGGUGAUGACCCUUCCACAGAAUUUAACUUAAAAACUUAUGCCAACUCCAAGGACCUAAGAAACGCCAUUGAGAAAAUUCAACAGAAAGGGGGACUUUCCAAUGUUGGGAAGGCACUUUCAUUUGUUAACAAAAACUUCUUUUUGGAUGCUAAUGGAAACCGAGGUGGAGCACCCAAUGUGGUUGUAGUGGUGGUGGACGGGUGGCCGACGGACCAAGUGGAAGAGGCCUCCAGGCUGGCCAGAGAAUCAGGGAUCAACAUUUUCUUUGUCACUGUUGAAGCAGCUGCUCAAAAUGAAAAGCAGAAUGUUAUUGAACCGAACUUUGUGGACAAGGCGGUGUGCAGGACAAAUGGUUUCUAUUCCAUCAACGUGCCCAGCUGGUUCAGCCUACACAAGGUGGUCCAGCCCCUGGUGAAGCGGGUCUGUGACACCGACCGGCUGGUUUGCAGCAAGACGUGCCUCAAUUCGGCCGACAUCGGUUUCGUCAUCGAUGGCUCCAGCAGCGUCGGCACCAGCAACUUCCGCACAGUCCUCCAGUUUGUAGCCAACAUCAGCAAGGAGUUUGAGAUUUCAGACACGGACACCCGUGUCGGGGCCGUUCAGUACACCUAUGAGCAAAGGCUGGAGUUCAGCUUUGACAAGUACAGCACAAAGGAGGAUGUGCUGAGUGCCAUUAAGAGGAUCAGUUACUGGAGUGGUGGGACCAGCACGGGAGCAGCCAUCAGCUACGCCUCAGAGCAGCUGUUCAGCAAAUCCAAACCCAACAAAAGAAAGAUCAUGAUUCUCAUUACAGAUGGCAGGUCUUACGAUGACGUCAGCGUGCCGGCCAUGGAAGCUCAUCGAAAUGGAGUCAUUGCUUACUCCAUCGGAGUUGCUUGGGCAGCCCCAGACGAACUGGAAGCCAUUGCAACAGAUCCCCAUAAGGAGCAUUCCUUCUUUGUGGAUGAAUUUGACAACCUCUAUCGCUAUGUUAAUCAGCUCAUACAAAACAUUUGCACAGAAUUUAAUUCCCAGCCACGGAACUGACGGACUCAAGCAAGGCAGGACCCUUGGGCACCAUGCUGAAGGCAUGUCAAGUGCCACAGGAAUAAUGCCAGCCCUCAGUACAAGAAACACUGAAGGUGUUUUCCUCUGGCACUUUCUAGUCAGCAAGAUUGAUUGCAGCUCUGUCCCUAUGCAUGCUCUGUGUAGACUAUUGAUUUUUUUUUUUUCCUUGCAGUCUUCAGAAACUCUGAUUUGGAUGGAUAGCAAAAGAGGCAGUAAACAUGGAGGAAAUAAAUGCAGCAGUUUGAAAAGCUGCUUCCAGAAUAGAGCCCCAGCUUGCCCACUUCUCACCUCUGAACAUACACAAGCUCCUAACAAUGCACCACCUGCUCCUUGAAGCAGCCAGGUCCCUUCAGGGAGUGGCCAUGCUGCUGAGCAGUAGAAGCACCUCUGUUGGCAUUGCCCACCAGAUGACACUCAGAUCAGGGCUGAAAUAUCAGACCACAGCUCAAAUUUGAGUACCUUCUUAAAAACAGGCAUUGCUUAAAAACAGCAUAUUGCUGUCUUGCCAGCAAGUCAAGCUUCAGCUACUGUAAACUCAAGCACUGAGAUUUAUUGAAACCCUGGGAAACUGGAAGACAAGUGAGAGGAAAAGGUCAAGAUCUGGGACCAUACAACCCUUUGUCAAGUCCAAUAAAGCCCCAAAUCCAUAAGGCAGCCAACAUGCAAGAACUGGAAUCUAGUCUCCUUCAAUACUGCAUUAAUAUUUGAUUUUGAGAAGUGUCUUGCCUCCUUAACUCUCUUCCUCUGCUCUUGGGUGGCUCAAGGUCUGCAGGACCACAGGAAAGUUGCCAGGACAGAGAAGACUCUGAGAAAAAAUGUGGGUUUAAGUUGCUCACACUCAGAAAAGCAUUUGAGACCCACCAUUCUGUUGUUAAAACACUGCUCAGAACAGCUUACAGCAGUCUGUAGUGUAAGGAGAGCCAUUCUGUAUUAUAUACUGGGAAACACAGCAUUUCAAGCAUUUACAGACACCCUCUUCCAAAUUUGGGAUAGACUUAUGUUUUAUGGAUUGAUUUAAAAAUGUAGAUACUACAGCCCUGGAUCAGUUAAAACACACAGUGGUUUCUUAAGUGAAGAACUACCCCUAUCACUAGUCAGUGAGGACUGACACACUAGGAGGACCAAAAGAAUCACACUUUAAUUAGGAAGCAGCAGUUGCUGGUUAUGUUCCAUCCAGUAUCAUUUAAGAAAAUAUGUUCAUUAAGCAAGAUUAUCAAAGAGUCAAUAAAAAUGUAUGUGUUCAUGUACCUUAUGGCAAUUGAAGCCGUGCCGCAUUAGGCUUGUGGAACUAACAGGAAAUGGGAAGAAAUUAAAACUUAAAUUUCACAUAUUACUUGCAAAUCAAGCUUUUAACAGUAUUUAUAGUUUUAAUAACCAUGACCCAAGAUAUUUAUUAGCCACAUAAAAAUUUAAUUGAAGUUAACUGCCGUAAGGGAAACUCCUUUCUGUCGGCAAAAGUAGCACAAUCUUUUAAACGGUUAUGUUUGGAAAUGUGGAUGAAAAAAGUGCCAGUUAAAUAAGCAUAAUGCAAACUAGUGAAACCAGCAGAUUUUGCAUGAUCCCUCUCGUGUGGUAACAUAAGCCAGGCUGGGGUCCUCUCAAGAGGUAAUCGAAAACAGUCCUGGAUGAAACAAUGGUUUUACACAGGGAAGGUUCAGAUCUUCCUCUUAGAAAAAAAACAUUCUUAGAAGAACAUCAUCAAUUCAACAAUGCCACCCAGACAGAAGGUGCAGGCCAUUGCCAGCUUCCAAAAAAAAAAUCAAAAUAAAGACAUACAAUAUAUUUGUACGCAGAAUUUUUAACACUAAUCUGUGCUGCUGCACUUCCACAGCAAUAGUUUCUUGGCUUGAAGAAAUGAUUAAGAAGAGAGUUAUGUAUGAGCAGAGUAACUCCUAAUACUUCCCAUCUCCCACCUCCUCACUACUGUUUGGCUGAACACAUCUUUCUCUGUCAACAAGGGACAUUACACGGGCUGGACAAAACUCAAAGACAUGAACUGAAUUUAAUGAGGACUUCAGUUCACACACCAGAUUUAUUGUCUGAAAACCACUUGCUUGGGGCUCGAUUUGGGGCUAGCUGAGAAAAAGACCUAAGUCUUAACUUAUACCUACUCUUAAUAUUGUGGCUUAAUUUUUAAUGCAACAAUUUACCACCACAUAUUCUUCUCCAUACUGACCGUACAGUUGUGGCACAUAAAACUGGUACCCCACAGAGACUCACCAGUAUUUCAUUCGUGCUCUGCAAAAAGCACAGCAAUGAUGGCUAAGAUAUUAGGAACAGCUAGAGCCAUACAUGUUCUUUAGGAUAUGCAUAAGGGAUAUAUGCAUAUAGGAUACAACUUCUUCCUAAAGCUUAAACCUCAAGCAAUGACAGUAAACUUUCAAGAGCUUUUUCACAGGGAAGUUGCAGAGCUAUCUUAUGUCAAGCAUUUAUAAUGGGCACUUCAGGGUUUGUUAUUGUUUAUAUGGUUUAUCUUAAGUUUACAGAACAACUAUGGUGCUCAUUUGCCAAUGUGCCUUUUUAUUUACUUCUUCAGAUGACCUUGAAAUUGUUGGAUCUCAAAGUGUGAAAGUGGUUUAAUUCGACUCUCAUCUAAACUUAGAUGUCUUAUUCAUAAACAUUGUAAACUUAAGCAGAAGCCUCAAAACUUGUAAGAAUACACUCUUCCAUUAACAAAAGCAACAUACUCCUCUUAACCUUUACCUCAUAGCAAUCAAAUUACUUGCCACCUACAAAAGUCUCUAAAUACUGUUUUAUUAAAAAACAAGAUAACUUACAUAUAUAUCUUGAUAAAAUAAAUGUUCAAGGAGGUAUACUUGUUUCAGGAAAGCAGCAGAACUCCUUCUGUAACAUAUACAAGCUAUUUUGAGCUUAUCUAUAUAAGUUGCUAUAUCUUUUGCAAUAAAAUUGUCUUAAAGGCA